AUGGUAAGCGCAACUCUUGAAGAUUCUUUCCUUGCAGAUCUUGACGAGUUAUCUGACAAUGAAGCAGAACUGGAUGAGAAUGAUGUUGAUGCUGGAAAGGAGGAAGAAGAUAUUGACAUGGACAUGGCUGACUUAGAGACCCUUAACUAUGAUGAUCUCGAUAGCGUUUCUAAGCUACAGAAAACUCAGAGAUAUGCUGAUAUAAUGCAGAAAGUGGAAGAGGCUCUCGGAAAGGAAUCUGAUGGAGCGGAGAAAGGAACUGUACUAGAAGAUGAUCCCGAGUACAAGCUAAUUGUGGAUUGCAAUCAACUCUCAGUUGAUAUUGAGAAUGAGAUUGCCAUUGUCCACAACUUUAUCCGUGACAAGUACAGACUUAAGUUCCAAGAGCUUGAGUCGUUAGUACAUCAUCCAAUCGAUUAUGCUCGUGUUGUGAAAAAGAUUGGCAAUGAGACAGAUUUAGCAGUUGUUGAUCUGGGAGAACUUCUUCCAUCUGCUAUUAUCAUGGUUGUUUCAGUUACUGCUUCAACCACGAAAGGGAACCCACUGCCAGAGGAUGUACUGCAAAAGACGCUAGACGCUUGUGAUCGGGCUCUAGAGCUUGAUUCUGCGCGGAAGAAGGUUCUUGACUUUGUUGAAAGUAAGAUGGGAUCUAUCGCACCAAAUCUUUCUGCCAUUGUUGGGAGUGCUGUUGCAGCCAAGCUCAUGGGUACGGCUGGAGGUUUGUCAGCACUUGCAAAAAUGCCUGCAUGUAAUGUUCAAGUUCUUGGUCACAAGAGGAAAAACCUUGCUGGGUUCUCUUCUGCAACGACAGUGUCUCGUGUGGGUUAUCUGGAGCAGACAGAGAUUUUCCAAAGCACGCCUCCUGGACUUCGGAUGCGCGCUAGCAGGCUCUUGGCUGCAAAAUCGACUUUGGCAGCAAGAGUUGAUGCUACGAGAGGAGACCCAUCGGGAACAAAUGGAAAAGCUUUCAGGGAAGAGAUCCGCAAGAAGAUUGAGAAGUGGCAAGAACCUCCUCCUGCAAGGCAACCUAAGCCACUUCCUGUUCCUGAUUCUGAGCCUAAAAAAAGAAGGGGUGGUCGCCGUCUAAGAAAAAUGAAAGAAAGAUAUGCAGUGACAGACAUGAGGAAGCUUGCCAACAGGAUGGCGUUUGGUACACCCGAAGAGAGCUCUCUAGGUGAUGGAUUAGGUGAAGGAUAUGGAAUGCUUGGCCAAGCUGGGAGCAACAGGCUGCGCGUAUCCAGUGUUCCGAGCAAGCUGAAACUUAAUGCUAAAGUCGCCAAAAAGCUGAAAGAAAGAACAUAUACAGGUGGUGCUACGACCUCUGGUUUGACAUCAAGCCUGGCGUUCACUCCUGUGCAGGGAAUAGAGUUGUGCAAUCCUCAGGCUUUAGGGUUAGGAAGUGGGACUCAAAGCACUUACUUCUCAGAGUCAGGAACCUUCUCCAAGCUCAAGAAGAUUUAG
This is a messenger RNA of Arabis nemorensis, 1461 nucleotides long. NCBI's taxonomy places the organism in Eukaryota, Viridiplantae, Streptophyta, Magnoliopsida, Brassicales, Brassicaceae. The record is from the annotation of a GenBank genome assembly.